CCAGGGGUUUGGUGCCAGAUCUUAGUCGGAGUAGCCUUUAGCCUUUAGCCUUUCAGUCAGCCCUUUUGCCACGAGUUAGUGUAGCCUCGCAGUUAGCUUAGGGCAUUUCCAGUGGGUUUAGUUCAUGUGCUGCAAAGCAGCAAAUGCCAAGGCGCAGAGUUGAGAGACCUAAGGCUUGAAGGUCGUGCAAGGUCUGUGUUUUGCCUUGGGCUGGUAGCUGCAGAGUGGGAACAUAGCUGCACGUAGGUUUGCACUUCAUAGCUGUCUGAGCCGUGCCUGCAGUGUGCUGCAGGGACCACUUUUCUCACUAUGGUGAAAUCGCAGAAUGUGUGGUCAUGAUGGACAAGGAGAGUGGUCGCUCUCGGGGCUUCGGCUUUGUGACCUUCAACACAAGCGCUGCCAUGGACGCGGCCGUCCGUGCCACGCAUACCAUUGAUGGGACUACCAUUGCUUGCAAGCGGGCUAUGCGAGAGACUCGGCAAGGCGGCAGACAAGACCGCCAGGAUUCAGGGGGUGGCAGCGGCAAGUUCAACGUCGUGAAGAUCUUUGUUGGUGGUCUGCCAGCUUCCUGCGACCUCGAGAAGCUGAAGGGCCACUUCGGGCAGUUCGGGGAGAUCCACGACGCCGUGGUUAUGAUGGAUGCGCAGACGCAGAGGCAUCGUGGCUUUGGCUUUGUGACCUUCAAGGAUCCCAAGAGUGUAGAGGCUGCACUUAGCAACGACAAACAGAACAAGAUUGACAACAAGUGGGUGGAGGUGAAGCGCUGCAUGCCGCAGGAAGUGAUGCGAUCUCGGGACACUGGCAAGGAUGACGAUGACGAUCGCUAUCCCCCGCCCUCGUAUCCGCCGCAUGGUCCUCCACCAGGCUACUACCCACCGCCGGCCGGAUAUGGAGGCUAUCCAGGAUAUCCUCCACCAGCCUAUGGUGGUUACCCCUAUGGCUACUAUCCCCCACCGCCACCUGACUACUAUGCGGCGUAUGGCUAUCCACCUCCAGGGUACCCUUAUGGCGGCUACCCUCCACCUGGAGCGCCCAGUGCUGCGGACGAGACCCGCAGCCGUUCGCGGAGCCGGCGGCGGCGGCGCCGUGACUGAGACCAUGUGGAGCCGUAUGUUGAGGA
Messenger RNA from Effrenium voratum, 1120 nucleotides. Lineage: Eukaryota; Dinophyceae; Suessiales; Symbiodiniaceae. The record is from the annotation of a GenBank genome assembly.